AUGAGCGAUAGCCAGGCCCAGUACAAUCCCCGCAAGCGCCGUCGACCCGCUUUAUCGUGCGAGCAGUGCCGUCGCCGAAAAGUCCGAUGCGACCGGGAAAUGCCGUGUGGGCCCUGCAAAAAGGCCUACGGCUCUAUGGACUGCUCCUAUGUCUAUGAAGGCAAGGCUGCUUUGGAGUCCCGGCGUAAUGGAUUUAGAGCCAGUGGGUACGAGUCUCCCCCGUCUGUUGGGGCGCAGGCAGGUCCUCAUGAUGGCGCUCAUCGCUCUCCGGACGGAGCUCGGAUGGCGCAGAUGGAGAGCACUAUUCGGGCUCUGCAGGAUCGCGUUCAAAGCCUAGAGCAGUCGGCUCAAUCUGGCUCUAGUCAAUCGCAGAGGGUAGGAGACAUGACGCGUUUUGAUGGAGUAGAUGAUCGCAUUGGGCAGCGUUUCGAUGAUCGACGGGAUGAAAUCGAACAACCGCAGACACUCAUUGCACCUCUAGCACCCCGCCUGAAGGGUACUGGUGAGAAGACCAAGCUGUUUGGUACAACACACUGGGCGAUUGUGUUCCAGCAGUUCCGUCUCCUGCGCCAAGUUCGCAGCACAGCUAUGUCUGUCGAAGGCAAGGAGAAUGACAUUGGCAAGCUCCAUAAGGAAAUUAGAUCCAUGAGAAGACUGAUUAAGGGUCGUCAGGCUCCCCGACUUGUUGAUCCGACGCCUGGUUUACUGAAUGACCUACCGUCACGGGAGGUCUGCGAUGACUUAGUGCAUCACUAUUUGCGAACUCUCGAACUCGUCUAUCGAGUUCUGCAUGUCCCAGUAUUUUAUGAGGAGUACGAUCGCUUCUGGGAGAAUCGUUCUUCAGUCACGAAUGGUUUUAUGUUCAAGCUUCUCUUGAUCCUCGCAAUCGGCUCAGUGUUUUAUUGCAGGCCAGGGCCUGCCAAUGAACUCGGCAUCCCUGUUCGACGUUGGGUCUAUGCCGCACAGUGGUGGCUAACCGGUCCAUUUGAUAAAGAGACCGAUAAUCUAGAAGGCUUGCAAGUGAACUGUCUCUUACUCCUCUGUCGACAGGCAUAUGCGAUCGAUAAGGAGGCCAGCUGGGCUUCGGCGGGUACGCUGGUACGGCUAGCUAUCCGUCAAGGUCUACAUCGUGAUCCAAAGAAUUUCCCGACACUCUCCCCGUACGACUGUGAAAUGCGACGGCGUAUCUGGGCCACUAUUAUCGAGAUCAAUGUCCAGUUUGCCAUCGAUGCGGCCAUGCCUCCUCUACUCGGUCCAUAUGACUUCGACACGCUUCCACCCUCGAACCUCGAUGAUGAAGAAUUUAAUCAGGCAACUACUUCAUUGCCGUCUCCUCAACCUCGCGACUUUUAUACGAGCUCUUCGCUGCAAAUCCUGCUUUUAGAAUCUUUUCCAGUUCGAUUACGAAUUGCGCGGGCAAUAAAUGAGUGCGGACAGAGGCAGUCCUACGAGAUGGCUUUGAAGCUGGGAAGUGAUCUGACAGCAUCUUGCAAGGAUAUGACUCGCUUGAUGCAUGGAUUUAUUUCUCGCGCUACUGCGCGAAAUCUCCGACCAACCCUCUUCCACCAUCGUCUUAUGGACACCCUCCUCCGUCGCUUCUUGAUCAAUAUCUACCGCCCAUUCGUGGUACAAGCGAUUCACGACCCCCGAUUCUACCUCUCUCGAAAGCUCAGUCUUGAGUCAGCUCUCUUGACAGCUUCAUAUGCCGACGCACCUAGCGACUCAAGUGCAGAUCACAUCCCCCAUCGAGACUUUCAAAGGCUGUCUCUAUCCGGGGCUGGUGUCUUCAAGGGCUACUUGUCCCUAGACGUCUUGGUUGUCAUCAGUCUCGAGGUCAUCACUCAACUAGAAGACGAGGUCGCCAGGCAGCCCACCGAUUCAGACCAAGCUCCCCCCGAUGCCGUAAUUCAAAUGGCCCAAGCAGCUCGUGCACCUCUGAUCCAGGCCCUCGAAAAAUUAUGGGACCAUCUUUAUCAGGGCUUGGUGGUCGGUAUUCCUAGUAUGAAACGAUACUGUCUGCUUGGGGGUAUUCUUGCUCAGAUUCGUGCAGUGCCUCGUGGGGAGCAGGCUGAGUGGAAUCAUAUUCGAGAUGCUUUUAUGGAUACUAUGGAGACGUGUCGGACUCUGUUGCAGCAACAUAUCGCGGAUGAGAGGUUGGAUUCGAUUGGGGAUGCGGCGUUGACUACGCCUGCUGAUGGGGCGAAUCAAUGGACGCCUGAGGGUGUGAUUGGCUCGAGUCUGGAUUCGGACUUUAUGAUUCCUAAUUUGGGGCUUGAGGAUCUCAGCUUUUGGGAUAUUCCUGGUUUCGCCGAUGCCGACGCUUUCGAUCCACCACAACUGCCUGAAGUGCCUUAG
Penicillium argentinense is the source of this 2355-nucleotide messenger RNA. Its product is annotated as Zn(II)2Cys6 transcription factor. Gene Ontology annotation, biological process: regulation of transcription by RNA polymerase II; DNA-templated transcription. The record is from RefSeq and is a predicted model, not a curated record. NCBI's taxonomy places the organism in Eukaryota, Fungi, Ascomycota, Eurotiomycetes, Eurotiales, Aspergillaceae. Gene Ontology annotation, cellular component: nucleus. The transcript is spliced from 3 exons. Bases 1 to 2355 code for a protein of 784 amino acids. Gene Ontology annotation, molecular function: zinc ion binding; DNA-binding transcription activator activity, RNA polymerase II-specific; RNA polymerase II cis-regulatory region sequence-specific DNA binding.